AUGUCGCUCUUCAGACGCCUCAUCUCUUCCACCGAGCUCCGACAGCCAGAUGGCAAGCCCGCCAGCUUCCUCGUCAACCGCGAUCUGCUUCCUGUGCCACCAGAGGAGCGCCAGUGGACGGCGAUUAACUACUGGGCCUUCUGGUGCGCCGACUCUGUCAACCUGUCGACGUUCAUGAUCGCCAGCAGCGGCAUCUCGCUCGGCCUGUCUUGGUGGCAGUGCUGGCUGGCCGUCUGGGUUGGAUACGGUAUCGCCGCCUUCUUCCUCGUCCUCAACGCCUACGCCGGUGCCGUCUUGCACAUCAUCUUCCCUGCCUACAUCCGCGCUUCCUUCGGCGUCCUCGGUGGCCUGUGGCCCGCCCUCAACCGCGCCUUCAUGGCAUGCGUCUGGUACGGCGUACAGUCGUGGAUUGGCGGAACUUGCGUCUACACCUUUUUGCUCGCCAUCUUCCCCUCCCUCGCCCGCCUUCCGAACGGCAUCCCCAGCUCCGGCACCGACACGGCCCACUUCCUCUGCUUCUUCCUCUUCUCCCUCGUCUCGCUUGUCCCCAUCUACUUCCCGAUGCACAAGAUCCGCCACUUGUUCACGCUCAAAGCGAUCGUGUCGCCCAUCGCCGCCAUCGCCCUCUUCGCAAUUUGCAUUCACAAGGGCUCACGGGGGCGGCUCGCUGCUCAAGCAGCCUGCAAGCAUUACUGGCUCGACGCUUGGAUGGGCGUUCGUGGCGCAGGUCAUGUGGCCUCUAAGCCCUCGAACGUCGUCGUACCGCAGCUGGUCGCAAUGCCGUUCUGCUUCGCCCUCACCUCGCUCUUCGGCAUCUUCAUCGGCUCGUCCUCGCAAGUCAUCUUUGGCGAGUUCGUCUGGUCGCCCCUCGACGUCAUGGCCAAGUUCCUCACGGUCGAGGGAGGAGCGUCGCACGGGAUGAGGGCGGGCGUCGCCUUCAUCUCGCUCGGGUUCAUCGUCGCCCAGCUCGGCACGAACAUCGCAGCGAAUGCGCUCUCGGCAGGCUGUGACCUCACCAGCAUCUUCCCUCGCUUCAUCAACAUCCGCCGCGGAGGCUACAUCGCCGCCCUCGUCGGCUUCGUCAUGUGCCCCUGGAACCUACUCAGCUCGUCGACCAACUUCUCGACCUACCUCUCGGCCUACUCGGUCUUCCUCUCCAGCAUCGUCGGCGUCAUGAUCGCGCACUACUACCUCGUCGCCCGCCGACGCGUCAAGGUGGCUGAUCUGUACAGCCUCGAGCAUGAGAGUAUAUAUCGGUACAUGUACGGGUUCAACUUGCGCGCCUUUGCGGCCUACAUCGCUGGUAUUCUCAUCAACGUCGUCGGUUUCGCAGGCGCGAUUGGCCGGACCGUGCCGUACGCCGCCCAGCGCAUCUACGACCUCUCCUUCCUCUGCGGCUUCUCCGUCUCGGCACUCGUCUACACCCUCCUCUGCUACUUCUUCCCCGUCCCCGUCCCGACAGACGCCGAGAUGCUCGAGCAACCUGCGGCGCUCGAGGGACGAGUCGAGUCGCACAAGGACGGCGAGGCUAGCGUGUAUGAUGAGGAGAAGAAGGAGGUGGACGGGACUGCGAGCGUGGAGUUGGUCUGA
Messenger RNA from Rhodotorula toruloides NP11, 1590 nucleotides. Its product is annotated as nucleobase:cation symporter-1, NCS1 family. The record is from RefSeq and is a predicted model, not a curated record. The transcript is spliced from 7 exons. Gene Ontology annotation, molecular function: nucleobase transmembrane transporter activity. Gene Ontology annotation, cellular component: plasma membrane. Gene Ontology annotation, biological process: transmembrane transport; nucleobase transport. The coding region runs from base 1 to 1590 and encodes 529 amino acids. Lineage: Eukaryota; Fungi; Basidiomycota; Microbotryomycetes; Sporidiobolales; Sporidiobolaceae.